Molecule: messenger RNA, 1122 nt
Organism: Durio zibethinus
Lineage: Eukaryota; Viridiplantae; Streptophyta; Magnoliopsida; Malvales; Malvaceae
Product: LOB domain-containing protein 42-like
Biological process (GO): regulation of gene expression
Source: RefSeq, a predicted model, not a curated record
CCUCAAAAAUUAAUCCCAAACAAAAUUACCAUGAGGAUGAGCUGUAAUGGCUGCAGGAUCCUGCGUAAGGGCUGCAGCGAAAGUUGUAUCAUUAGACCUUGUCUUCAAUGGAUCAAGUCCCCUGAUUCUCAAGCCAAUGCUACUCUCUUCCUGGCCAAGUUCUAUGGCCGUGCUGGCCUCCUCAAUCUAAUAGAAGCCGGCCCUGAAAACCUUCGCCCUGCUAUUUUUAGGUCACUUUUAUAUGAGGCUUGUGGGCGUGUCGUAAAUCCAGUUUAUGGGUCAGUUGGUAUGCUCUGGUCCGGCAACUGGGCUGAGUGCCAAGCCGCCGUUGAUGCAGUGCUCGAGGGCUCGCCGAUAACCCAAACUUCUUAUUCUGAAUCACUUGCGCAGCAACCGAUCUCCCAUCUCAAAACCUAUGACAUCCGUCACGUCUCCAAGGACCCUAAGCCAGCUGACAUUGGCAAAGUCAAGACACGCACUCGUUUCAAGCGAUCGGCGACUAGGUCCAAGCGACAGGUUGGUUCGCCCAGUAAUGACUCGUGGAUGAGCCAAUUCGCAAAUGGUGACAGCAAAGAAGAUGAGAGCAUGUUCUCUGGGGAGACUGUGGAGGGUUCGCUGGUGAACCAGACCAAAAAGGUUCCUGCUUUCAAGUUUGCAAGCCAAAUCAAGGAGAGUACUGAUGUUGGGUUAGAACUGACUCUUGGAUUGGCUCCUGCAGCGACGCAAUUACCUCACAUGUGAGAUAGAAAUCAAUCCAUCAUAAAUUGGUAGAUGUAAACUGCAUUUGGGUACAAGUUAAUCCUCCUCUGUGCUUCAUAGAAGCAAAUUUGGCUAUAAAGACAUCAACCCUUUGUUAAGCUUGUUUCUUUUAGUUUGAUGAAAAACAAAUGUUCGUGGUUUUUUUUUUCCCUUUAAAACUAGGAAACAGAUAAAUCUACUUCAUAGAAUUUUUAUUUUAUAAACAAUUGAUCAUCUGUGUAUCAAAUAUCGGAACAAAAGAAAAACAAAUGCAUUACUUCUCUUUUUCGCCCAUGAGUACUUGGAACAUAAUUGGGUUCAAGCUCUUUGGUGCUACAAACUAAAAGAAGGGUAAUGAAGAAUUCUUCAAUGGAGUUUUCUAAU